Molecule: messenger RNA, 2145 nt
Organism: Phytophthora nicotianae INRA-310
Lineage: Eukaryota; Oomycota; Peronosporomycetes; Peronosporales; Peronosporaceae
Exons: 2
Coding region: 1-2145 (714 amino acids)
Source: RefSeq, a predicted model, not a curated record
AUGGACGUGAUAGAUGCUGGAGUUGAGAACACUGACGAUGUUGACGAGUGGCGUAUGGAGCUGGAGAGUCAGCGAUGUGCUUUGGGGGAUGCGGAGGAGACGUGUGUGUUUCUACUGGAUGAUCUUGUGGCUGCAAUUUUCCAGGAGAUGCAAGUGCGGGUGCAGAAUACAGCGCUCUUUACUACGUCGGCGCGUCAAAUGUGCGCUCAAGUGUUCGAAGCUGUGGAAGUGUGUGCGUGUGAGCCAACAGACUCGCUUGAUCGAAUACAGAGUGGACGACAGCAGAUACUGAAGAGUAAAUGGACACCAAGUGUACAACGCAGUUUCAGCGCUACGCUGGUGUUUCUAAGACGCUUACUCUACUUCCUCGGCAUGCGUGAGGACCGUGUUGGCCUAGAGUUACAGCAGUUCCCGUCAUCAGAAGCAGUCUCGUCGUUAUCGGGCAAGCGCAAGUUGAUCGGUGUGAGAGGUGGAGAAGAACCUCUUAACGAGUGGUGUAUACCAGCUGACCAAGUCUCCGUGUUCUUGCAACAGCUUGUUGCCAAAGGGUUAGUGAGUGCUGUUCCAAGUACAAUAACGUUCGUGAUGGCGGUGAAUCGGGAGGUAUUUGACGUCAAGAACUCACAAGCGCGAGUGGCUUUAUCACAUCUACAACACUUCGUGCAGAGGGCGUUACUAACAGCCGAGGAGGAGCUGGAAAGCAGUGAUAGACUUCAAUCAUCUCAGCUUCCAGAGACAGAAUCUACGCCACGGUCGCGUAUCUUUCAGAUUGAGGUCUCUGGUGUCUUAAAAGGCACGUUAAAGCCUGAUUCUGGUCCUGAACAAAAGCUUCUAAGUAGUUAUCUGGAGGAAAUCCCACCCCAGGCUGUUGCGAUGGAUCGUCGUGCACCUGGCCAAGUAGCGAAAAAAGCAUUUUUAAACUCCACUCAACGUGCCAUUUCGCGCAAAGUUCGGCUGCUCCUGGCUCCCUCACCGCGACUAGGAAGUCGAUGGAAGACUGUACGACACAAACUUAUAAUUCCCAUGGACAACACUGUGAGUAUUACAGCCGAAGCUGGCAUGGAGUUGAAUACCGCGAGUUUUAAACAACCCACCGAAACGGUCACAGAGAACGAGGAUAUACCCGAUGCAGCAUCACUAUCCAAUAUCUUUGCUCUCGGUACGCCACGACAACUAUCAGCUCAAGAGCACGCACGACGGAAUGACCUUCUGGCUCAUUUAGAGCGUGAAGCAGCUCGCUCUCGACGUCGGGCGACUACUACAGCAAUCGCUUCGAUGAGUUUAAACCAUCCUUCUGAGACUGAUGAAGCUGUAAGUUCACAAGAAGAUGAAGACUUCCAAGCGUACGUCGCAGCGAACUCCACAGUUACUACCGGUUUAUCACCUACUCGACCGCAAAAUGAUCAACGAGGUCAUGGGAGAGCGAAAAUUCAACGCAGUAAGUUCGAACUGGAACGAGAUACACUGCCGUUCUCUGUCUCGGAUGGCAACGCACACGAGCAGGAGCGUCUUUCCGCUGCUAUAUGCUCGCCUAUUAAACGUCCUACAGCAUCUAUAAUCUCGCCACCAGAGACCCCAGGACGUAUUCAAACUGCAUCAACACUAGCGCAGUUACCCCAACUAGACUCGUCGCGUUUAGCUGUCGGGGUGAGUGCGGUUGUACGCGGUAUUGAAAAGCGAGGGCCUCGAAGAAAUCCAAGCCGCAACUCGCGCCUUCACCUUCAUAACUACAGCACAGCGUUCGACGAUACCGAUACAAACAAAGGUCAAAUGCCCUUCUCUCCUGUCCGAACAGCAGCCAGAGAUUUAUCCAGCAACGAAGACUCGUACAGGUUACCAGUUAUCCCUGUCGUGUCUCCAAUCAAAGCUAGUCCACAUCGCAAGCACGUAGCAUUCAAGGUUCAAAAAGAUUCCGACAAUGAGCGAACAGCUAUAUCUAUCUCACCAAAAGCUCAUAUACGACAAUGUCCGUCGACUAAGAAGCAACAAGUAUGGGAAGCUAUAACUCGAUCUCCACCUCGAGCACGGAACCACUUCGCGUCUGACAAGAAUUUCCGCAACAUUCAGCAAUAUGAUGGAAACAGGGGCGUGCCAAUGGCGCCGAGACGGAACGAAUUAACGACUUCGGAGUAUGAAGAUCAAUAA